AUGACAAUUGUGAAAUCAGAGUAUUUUUCAUCGACAUCAAAAUUAACAAUGAUUUUGACACGAACAACAAGUGUUUCUGAUAAUCAUUACUACUAUGUGAGUACUUAUCAGGAGACAUAUGUUGUUAUUCCAGUGAUUGUCGAAACAGAUGUUGAAAUUGAAUCAUUUAUUGAAGAAAGCAAGAAAGAAGCACCAAAAGACAAAAAGACAACAAUAUACAUUGCUAUUGGUGCAGCUCUUGCAUUUCUAAUCAUAAUUUCACUGAUUUUGAUUUUUAUCAUCAGAAAGAUUAGAAAUAGUGAUGAUGAUGACAACUCAUCCACUUCUGAACUGUUUAUACAGUCAGAAGCACCUAAAAUCAGUCAAUCAAUGACAACUACGUCAAUGACAGUUGACAAUCCUCUGUUUUCUACAACUGUAGACCAAGAUGAUCCAUUCAAACUCGAAUUCGACUCCAGUUCAACAAUUGACGAAGUUGGCUGCGAAAAUGGUCCUCUGACUCUUUCUGACUCUGCUGAAAAUACUUCUGGAUUGGAAGAACUUUAA
Molecule: messenger RNA, 546 nt
Organism: Trichomonas vaginalis G3
Lineage: Eukaryota; Parabasalia; Trichomonadida; Trichomonadidae
Exons: 1
Coding region: 1-546 (181 amino acids)
Source: RefSeq, a predicted model, not a curated record